UUAUAGGUUUGAGAAGAAACAAGGGUGGUUUGUGAGAAAAAAAACAUGAAUAGGGAUUUAAUGGCUGAAGAUGUGGACAAUGACAUGGAGGAAGGUGAAGAAAGGGAAGAGGAAGAGGGGACUGUAGGUUAUCCUGAAGAUGAAAAGAAAAAGAAAGCAUCAGGAAGGAGAGGGUCUGGUGGUGGUGGCGGUGGUGGUGGCAGUGGCGGCGGAGUGUCGUUGCCUUCUUGUCAAGUGGAGAAUUGUGGGGUUGAGUUAUUGGCUUCCAAGCGGUACCACCGGCGCCAUAAGGUGUGCGAGAUUCAUGCUAAGUGGCCGGUUGUGGUUGUUUCCGGAAUCAGGCAACGGUUCUGCCAGCAAUGCAGCAGGUUCCAUGAGCUAUCAGAGUUUGACGAAGCGAAAAGGAGCUGCCGGAGUCGGUUGGCAGAACACAACGAUAGGCGUAGGAAGAGCUCAGCCGAAUCAUCUGCCGAAAGAGCCAGAGUUCCAACAACAACAAUCCCUGGAAUUUCAUCUUCUAUGAAUUCUCACAUCAGAUGAGCUUAAAAACCAAAAUCUAUUAUCAACAUGCAGCAUGCUCCCUCUCUUCUGUCUUUCAACGGUUCAUGUCUCGCACUUUGUAGUAGUUGUUUACCAUACUAUAACGUAAGAUCUAAUAAUAGCAGCUUCGGAAUCUUGUUUUCUCGCGGCUUGCCUUGUCGUCGAAUCUACGCUUUCUGUACCUAUGACUCUGUAUCCAUGGAGACUACUAUUGUAUCAAUGAUCAUAUGCUACAUAAUUUCCUAUGGCAGUUGCAUUCAAGUAAAGGAUAUGAUGACACAUUUUGAGAGGCGAGUAUUAUGCACAUAUUUGACCAUUUAUCAGUAGCAAAAUAUCG
This is a messenger RNA of Hibiscus syriacus, 877 nucleotides long. Its product is annotated as squamosa promoter-binding protein 1-like. The record is from RefSeq and is a predicted model, not a curated record. Gene Ontology annotation, molecular function: DNA-binding transcription factor activity; DNA binding. The coding region runs from base 46 to 540 and encodes 164 amino acids. NCBI's taxonomy places the organism in Eukaryota, Viridiplantae, Streptophyta, Magnoliopsida, Malvales, Malvaceae. Gene Ontology annotation, cellular component: nucleus. The transcript is spliced from 2 exons. Gene Ontology annotation, biological process: flower development.